Messenger RNA from Blepharisma stoltei, 11984 nucleotides. The record is from the annotation of a GenBank genome assembly. NCBI's taxonomy places the organism in Eukaryota, Ciliophora, Heterotrichea, Heterotrichida, Blepharismidae.
AUGGUCUGCAACAUAUUGAUAAUCAUUUCAAAAUCUAACUUCCUAACUCCCCCCCCCCUCCGUGAGUGAACAAAACCAUUAGAAAAAUCCCUAUUUUUUGACCAAAAACCCACCCUCCGUGAGUGAACAAAAAUUUUUUUUAAUAGAAAACAUUUUUUAUGGAAAAAAAUUUUGAUAUAUAAAUGAUAAUUAGUAUAAUGAAAUCUAGAGCUAAUUCUAUUUAAUUUUAAACAAAUUGCUUUUUAAAACAUAAAUUUUAUAAAUUAAAUUAAUAUUUGUUUCCAAUUUUUGCGAAUUAGGAUUUUUUUAAAUUUCGAAAAAAUAUAUUUUUUAUAAAAUUUAUAUAUAAAUUUUUUAAAAAAAAAAAAUUAACCCCCCUCCGUGAGUGAACAAAAAAAUUUUGUUCACUCACGGAGGGGGGGCGGAGUAAGCUUUCUGCAAGUAUUCAGUCUCUUAAUAAUAAAAUCUUACAUUUUACCCAUUUUUAUAGAAGAAUCAAGUAUUAGACAAAAUAAUAAUCGAAUGCUGCAAGAAAAUGGAAUUGAGGACAUUGCCAAACAGUAUUGGCAAAAAGGCAACGAAUGCUAUCAAGAAAGCAACUUAAUUGAAGCCUUAGAAAACUAUCACUCUGCGGUUAAUGAAAACCCCGCCCUUUUUGAGGUUCAUUGUUUAAUAGGCAAAAUUUUAUAUGAAUUUGGGAACUAUGAAGAUGCUGUCGACGCAUUUAACCAUGCAAUAUUGAAAAACCGUGAGUACCCCGAGUCAUUCUUGCAGAAAGGUCAAGCUCUAUGCGAGCUUGGAGACUUUGAGGAAUCAGUAAGAUGUUUUGAUAUAAUCAUAGAUAAAUGGCCUGAUUAUGCAGCUGCCUAUGUAAACAAAGCUUAAAUUAAACUUAAACUUACAGGGUGGCGUCUGCCUUAUUGGUUACGCAGUCACCAAGGACCUACCCAUACGGGUGGUUCAUCCACUUUGCGCUGUCUUCAGCUUCGCCUUGAUUGAAUUGGGACAAUGAUUUGCUGGGCGAGUUUCAGCUCUGACACCGUCCUUCUUCUCCUUCAGCGCCUGACGCCAUGGCACUUCUGAAGUGUGGGGUUCUGCUUCGUACGUCUCCUCCUUCCCUUUCGGGUCCAGUUUUGAGUGGGCGGACUAUGGACUUCUGCGGCUGCUGCAUGAGUCACGAGGUUGGCCAACCAAAAAUUCCAAAAAAUGGAAUUUCUGUUCAACCUUCCGGCAAAAGGAAAAAUCUGGAUCCCGGGACGUAACACCCGGUUUCACGCUAGGCAGUUGCCCGAUUGCUCUGGGUAUUACCUGCAGAGUCAGCUGGGCUUGCCCUUUCCAAAUCCAAACCUUCCUUUCCCUCGAGGUAAAACCCAACCUUGAAAUUGGACUGAGGGCUAGGCUCUGUACAUUACCAGAAUUGCUUACCUAGCAUUGCUGUCCAUUUCUGGAUUGGUAAAACCUUGCCGGAUAUAAUUAAAAAUAUGUGUCGAGGCUGCAUGGCCGGGAGGCCAUGCCCAGACGAAGACGCCAUAUUUUAAUUAUCCUAUGUAAACAAAGCAAUUUGUUUACUCCGUCAAAGUAAAGGCAAGGAAAAAAAUGCACUUGACUGCUGCAAUAAAGCUCUAAAGUACAAGCCUAAUUACCCAAGUGCCCAAUUCGUUAAAUCCAUUUCUUUUUAUAAAUUAGGUGAAAUUGAAAAAGCUAACCAAUGCUAUGAAGCUGGGUCAAAGUCUGCUGUUUUAGAUUCUUUUGAUUUAAACUGCAAAGCUUCAGUCUUACUUCUUCUUGGCAAAAAGGAAGAUGCAUUAGAGUGCUAUAGUGAGGUCAUCACUAAGAAUCCUGACUGCUAUCAAGCCCACUACAAAAAAGGAGCCCUUCUUUACGAGCUGGGGCAAUAUUGAGAGUCAAUUGAUUGCUUUAACAGUGCUAUAAGCCUCAAUCCAACCAACCUUGAUGCCUAUUUCAAUAUGGGAAACUCAAAAGCAGCGAUUGGAGAAAAUGAAGAUGCCAUCGCGUUGUAUGAUAAAGCUUUAGAAUUUGAUCAGGAUAGCUCUAAAGUAUACCACCGAAAAGGAGAUGCAUUAUAUAAGCUAGGUGACUACCAAGAAUCAAUUAAGUGCUAUAAUGCUGCAAUUCAGCUUGAGCCAAAAAAUGCAGAACUUUAUAAAAAAUUAGGAAAUGCAUAUGAUGAGAUAGGAAGCCAAGAUCUCGCCUUGAAGAAUUAUAGUGAAUCUAGUAAACUGAAUAGAGACGAUAUAGAAACCCACUAUAACGCUAGUCUUAUAUUAAAGAAGCUGCAAAGGCAUGAAGAAGAAAUAAAAUGCUACAAUGAAAUAAUCCGAAUUGACCCUAAAGAUAUUCAGGCGUAUCUUGAAAAAGGCAACGCGCUAACUCCCCCCACCGUGAGCGAACACAACCAUUAGAAAAAUCCCUAUGUUUUGCCCAAAAACCCACCCUCCGUGAGUAAACAAAAAUUUUUUUAAUAGAAAAAAAUUUUGAUAUAUAAGUGAUAGUUAAUAUCAUGAAAUCUCGAGCUAAUUCUGUUUAAUUUUAAACAAAUACGAAAAAAAAAAAUUUUACAAAUUAAAUUAAUAUUUGUCUUCCAAUUUUCGAGAAGUGAGAGAUUUUUUUUUAAAUUCCGAAAAAAAAAAUUUCUAUAAAAUUUAUAUAUGAUUUUUUUUUUUAAAAAAAAAAUUAACCCCCUCUCCUUGAGCGAAUAAGAUUUUUUUGUUCGCUCACAAAGGGGGAGUGAGCAUUUUAGGAAGAAAUAAAGAGGUAGUCAAGUGCUACACAGAAGUUAUAAGCAUAAAUCCAGAUGAUGCAAACACUCAUUAUAAUUUAGGAAAUGCGCUUUCUGAGUUGGAUAGACUGGAAGAGGCAGUAAAGCAUUAUGAUAAGGCAAUUAAAAUAGAGCCGAGUUACACAGAUGCCUUCUUUAAUAAAGGAAUUGCACUAAAGCAACUUGAAAAAUUCCACGAAUCUCUAGACUGCUUUAACAAAAUCUUAGAGAACUCUCCCAACGAUGCCGAAGUCCUUGUAAAAAAGGGCCAGAUUUUAGAUGAAUUAAAUCGAUAUGAAGAAGGACUAAGUAGCCUAAAGCAAGCAAUAAAACUUAGCCCAAACAACGCUGAAGCUCAUUACUACAAAGGAAUCAUUUUAUUCGAGCUAGACCGCUAUGAAAAAUCUAUUAAGUCUUAUAUUAAAAUAUACAUAAAAUUGCCAGAGUGGAGCGAUCUAUUUUAGCAUUUGGUGCAAAGAGCUGCCUAAGGGUUAGAUUAGCCUCGAAGAGAGAUGCACAGCUGGAUUUUUAUUUAUCAGUGACUGGCUCGAGAGGCAAUUUUUAGCAUCUUUUUUUAGCAGCGCCCAGGCCUAAGUUGGGUGCUUGAUAGAGGCAGAAUGAUGUGCCACAUGAACUACUUGGUAGCUUGCUUCGAAUUGCAUAAGCGAUUAUGUAUUUCCUUUGGUUGUAAGCCAAGGAAAUAGAAAAUGCAAAGUAGAAAAGACUCAAGGGAUACAGCUCUGAGUUGAAAAGGGUUAGGGACAGGGGCCGUCUUGCCUAAUUUAAGCAUGGUUGGAUACUCUGAGAGUGGAACUAUAAACACGAGCUUAAUUUUAAUUUUAAUAUUAAGUCUUAUAACAGAGCUAUCAAGAAUAAUCAAGACUAUGCUUUAGCAUACUAUAACAAAGGAAUUGCCUUAAAGAAGUUAAAUAAAUUAGACGAAGCCCUGAAAUGCUAUAAAACAGCAAUCAAUAAAAACCCUAAAUGCACAGAUGCAUUCCAUAACAUGGGAAUUCUCCUAUUUGAACAAGGGAAAUUCGACGAAGCAAUUCAGAGCUUUGAUUCAGCGAUCUCUUUGGAUCCUAGAUAUGAGCAAGCAUACUAUCAUAAAGGAAUUGUUCUUAACCAAAAAGGAGUAUACGAUGAAGCAAUAAAAUGCUAUGACAAAGCAAUUGAAAUUGAUCAAAUGUUUGCAAAGGCAUAUUACAACAAGGGGAAUGUCCUUUCUAAACUUUUGAAGUUCAAAGACGCUGUUGAAUCAUAUAAUAAAAGCCUUCAGAUUGAGCCUGGCUAUGCCAAUGCCCACUAUAAUAAAGGCAAUGCUCUCUGUAAAUUAGGAGAGUAUAGAGAAGCUAUUAAAUCAUAUAACGAUACCAUCGACAUAAACCCUGAAUAUGAAGGAGCCUAUAACAGUAAAGGAAAUGCGCUUUAUAAACUUGAGGAAUACAAAGAAGCUGUGGAGUGCUACAAUAUGGCGAUUUUAAUAAACCCUGAAAAUGCUAACGCGUAUUAUCUUAAAGGUGAUGUCUUAUACAAAACAGAUAAAUUUGAAGACGUGAUUGAGUGCUGCAAUAUCGCUAUAAGCGUAAACAAUGAAUACACAGACGCUUAUUAUCUGAAAGGAAAUGCACUUUAUAAAUUGCAUAAUUAUGAUGAUGCGAUUGCUCAUUAUGAUAUCACGAUUAAGCUUAACCCAGAGCAUGCAGGUGCAUUUUAUAAUAAAGGAAACUGUCUUAAAUUACAUUGAGAAUUCUUAAUAUCUUCCAAAUUUGAUGCCUCCGCAGGCUUUCAGCUGAUAUCAGCCUUCUUGCCGGGCGGAAAUUCAGCAGAUGAUCUUCUAUAAGAGAUAGCUUGCUCAGCGACCUCCAAGAGUGUUUACGAGUUAUAAAGGCGCCCUGCCAGUAUGCCAGCGAUGUAAGGAGGUAAAGAUAGCCUGAUAUCCCCUUUCGCCACCUUCGGGGAAGGUGACACCCAUGAAAAAAGAAUAAAGGUCUUCCUUGACCUGGAGGCCUAAAAAACCAAUCUAAUAACUAAUACUGCUAUCUGACUCACAAGGUUUACCCACCCCAUACGGCAUCGAUAACGCAUACUAAGUGCUAGAUUUAAAGGGCCUGAAUCAAGGUUUAUGCUAUAAAACUCCGUAAGGACUUAUUUCGACUCCACCAUAUUGAUUAUACUGUCUUAAGGAGCUAAAUAAAUUAGACCAGGCCAUUCUCUGUUUUAAUGAAGCCAUCAGAAUAAAUCCUGAUUACGCAGAUGCUUAUACAAGGAAAGGAAAUGCACAGAUGCAGUUAGGGAACCUUGACGAAGCAAUUGAGUGUUACUCAGUCACAAUGUCAAUUCAGCCAAACUGCUAUGAAGCUUACAGCAGCAGAGGAUUUGUUCAAUUUCAAAUGGGAAAAUUUAAAAAAGCAAUAGAAAGCUAUAGGCAAUUGCUUAGAAUUGCCUGAUAAGGAUGUAAGGAUCGAAAGCUCCUCUUUGAGCUGGUUUAGCUACUUAGGUUGGUCUAGCCAACUAGAGAGCUGGCAAGUGAAACAAGAGACUCAUUUGUCAACUCCAAUUGGUUUGGCCAACUAAAGAGAGGAGCUCUCCCUCCUUACACUCAUACCGGGCAAUUCAAAGCUAUUUCUAUAUAAUUUGGCCAUAAGCAAGCAGCCUGAAGAUCCAUGUGUUUACUUUCUCAAAGGAGAAGCUUUUGAUCAAGAUGGAAAGCCUGAAAAAGCUAUAGAAUGCUAUGAUAAAGCUAUCAGUAAAAAGCCUGAUUAUAGCGAAGCUUAUAACAGCAGAGGUAAUUCUUUCAAAAAAAAGGGAGAUCUUAAUAAGGCAAUUUUAAGCUACAACGAAGCAAUCAAAAUUAACCAGAAUUAUGCAGAAGCUCACAACAAUAAAGGGCUUAUUCUUAAAGAGAUUAAUAAAUAUGAUGAUGCCUUACAAUGCUUUAGUAAGGCCAUUGAGAUUAAAGGAAAUUUUGAAGAUGCUCAUUAUAAUAAAGGCGAGGUUUUAGUAAAGUUGGAACAAUAUGAAGAAUCAAUACCCUGCUUCUCUGAGGCCAUUGCGUUGAAUCCAAAUUCAGUAAAAGCGCAUUAUCUGCGAGGAGUGAGUUUGUUUAAAAGCGACAAUUAUGAGCAUGCACUCCAAUCUUUUAAUUCAGUGAUUCGGUUGGAUCCAAACCAUUCUGGAGCUUAUUAUCACAAAGGAAAAUGCUUAUUCCCCUCUAAAAUUUUAUAAAAAUUUAAAAAAAUUCUAAUUUAUAAAAAUUGAGAAGCAACAGUUAAUUUAAUUUGAGGCUGUUUAAAAUUAGCCAGAAUCAGCUAGAGAUUUCAUUAUAAUAAAUAUCAUAUUAUAUAUCAAAAUUGUUCGCUUGGGCAAAAAUAGCGAUUUUUCCAAUGAUUUUGUUUGCUUACGGAGGGAGGAGUUAGCAAAAUUAGGGAGACUUGAAGAGUCAAUAGAAAGUUUCAAUGUUGCAAUUCGACUCGACCCUGAAGGGCCAUAUGCUUAUCAUGAAAAAGGAGUCGUGCUAAAUGAAGUGAAAAAAUAUGACGAAGCUAUCGAGUCUUAUAAUGCCACUAUCCGUAUAAAGCCUGAUUUUGCAGAUGUUUACAAAGACAAAGGGAUUUCUCUAUACAAUAAAGAUCGCUUUCAAGAAGCCCUUGAUUGCCAAAUAACAGCAAUUAAUCUAAAUCCAUCAUUUGCAGAUGCACACUACCACAAAGGCAGCAACCUAUUUAAGCUCAAUAAAUUUCAAGAAGCCCUGGCUUCCUUUAAAGAAGCAAUUAAGAUUAGCCCAGACUAUGGAAGCGCGCAUUAUGGGAAAGCAAACGUAUUAACGAAACUCGGAAAACUUGAAAAAGCUGCAAGAAGCUAUAACAGAGCAAUUGGCUUGAACCCAGAAUCACCAGACUAUUGGUAUAAUAAAGGUAAUGGGCUGCUGAAGCUAGAAAAGUAUUCUGAUGCAAUCAAGUGCUAUAAUGAAGCUCUUAAGCUAAAUGCAAAUAGCGCAGAAGUCUAUUAUUUUAAGGGGGAAUCAUUGGCUAAAUUGGGAAAGCUAGACUAUGCUAUCCAAUGCUAUAAUCAUGCAAUAAGGAUAAAUAAAGAUUACCUUGAAGCUUAUUAUAGCAAAGGGAAAAUAUUUUACGAAUCGAACAGAUAUAAGGAUUCUAUAGAGCCAUUUAAUAUGGCUAUAAGACUCAAUCCAGACUACCUGCCUGCUCACUAUAAUAAAGCGAAAUCAUUUGUUGAGUUGAAAAAGUAUGAAAAAGCAAAAGAUUCUUUUAAUGAAGCCUUGAGACUUAAUCCAAAAGAUGCUGGGAUUUUGAAUGAAAAAGCAAUGACCUUAUAUAAACUCGGUAAAUAUGAAAAAUCUGUGCAAUAUUUCGAUAUGGCCCUCAAAAUUAACCCGAAGUUGGCAAAUGCGUAUUAUGGCAAAGCUGAGGUUCUUUUUGAAAUGAAAGAGCUCAAUGAAGCAAUAAAAUCAUAUGAUUUAGCGAUAAAAAUAAAUGAAAACUAUACAGAAGCUUAUUUGCAUAAAGGAAACGCAUAUGCUGAGCUAAAUAAAGAAAUUGAAGCUAUAGAAUCCUACAGCAGAGCCAUAGAGAUCAACCCAAACUGCAUCGAAGCCUACCAAAACAAAGGGAUAGCUCUAGGAAAACUAGACAGACUUGAAGAAGCUCUUGAGUGCUACAAUACAGUCAUAGAGCUUGACCAUAACCACAGUAAGGCUCACCACUUUAAAGGUAAUAUUCUUGAACGAAUGGAUCUCCCUGAAGAAGCAAUAGAGUCAUUUACUAUCGCAAGUAAGAUUGAUCCUGAUUCCCCAAGCAUUUACUAUGAAAAAGGAAAACUUUUAUCAAAACUUGGAGCUUAUUCAGAAGCUCUUGAUUGCUAUAAUUUGACUCUCAGUUUAGAUCCAGACUUUGCUGACUGUUUUUUUGACAGGGGGAAAUGCCUUUUGGAACUUACUCCCCCCUCCGUGAGUGAAAAAAAAAAUUUUGUUCACUCGCGGAGGGGAGUUAAUUUUUGUUUUUAAAACAUUAUAUAUAAAAUUUUAUAGAAAAUUUUUUUUUUCGAAAUUUAAAAAAAUCCCACUUAAGGCAAAUAUUAAUUUAAUUUGCAAAAUUUAUUUUUAAACCACACAAUUUAUUUAAAAUUAAACAGAAUUAGCUCGAGAUUUCAUCAUAAUAGUUAUCACUUAUAUAUCAAAAUUUUUUCCCAUAAAAAAUUUUUCUAUUAAUUUUUUUUUUUUCACUCACGGAGGGUGGGUUUUUGGGCACAAAAUAGCGAUUUUUCUAAUGGUUUUGUUCACUCACGGAGCGGGGGGAGUUAAAAGAAAUUCAGAAGCAUUGAACUCUUUUAACGAAGCUCUAAGGCUGAAUCCAGAGCUCGCUGAAGCAGUUUACUAUAAAGGAUUAGCGCUAGAAAAAUUGAACAAGUUUGAUAAGGCACUCAAAUGCUAUAAUAAGUCUUUUGCAGCAAGCCCGAGUUCCCCAGAUACGUUUUAUCAUAGAGCCGUUUCUUUGUCUGAACUAGGAAAGCAUGAGCAGGCAAUUGAAAAUUGUGAAAUUGCCCUCAGUUUGAAUCCAAGCUACCCAGAAGCCUAUUAUUAUAAAGCAAAAUCUUUAUCCAGUAUUGAAAAUUUUGAUCAAGCCUUAAAAUGUUUAAAAAUUGCAAUAAAGUUGAAUCCAAGCUGCAGUGAAGUCUAUGAUGCCAAAGGAGAUAUUCUAUAUAAAUUGGGAAACUACGAAGAAGCUGUCAAGUCUUUUGACAAGUCAAUAGAGCUCAGCCCAGAGUGCGUGAACUCUUAUUUCCAUAAAGGGAAUUCUCUCUAUGGGCUUGGAAGAUAUGAUGAGUCCAUAGCUUGUUAUGAUCAAGCACUCUCCCUAAGUCCUAAAGAUGCUAAAAUAUGGAAUGCGAAAGGCAACGUGCUAUUCAGACAAGAAAGUUUUAAAGAAGCCCUGAAAUGCUAUAAUCGAGCACUUAAAAAUUCGCCUGACUAUGCUGAUGCAUAUCAUAACAAGGGGGAUACCUUAAAUAAACAGGGAAAGUUAGAAGAGGCGAUAAGAAGUUACAAUUCUGCAAUUAUAAUCGACCCAACGAAUGCAGACCACUAUUACAAUAAAGCUAACACUCAUUAUGAGCUCGGUCAAUAUGAGGAAUCAAUUGAAAGCUAUAACGCAGCCAUCAAACUGAACCCAAGAGACGUGGACUCAUACAAUAACAAAGGUCUGGUGCUAGAUUCUAUAGGCAAGUGUGAAGAUGCAAUAAAAUGUUAUGACUCUGCAAUUGGAAUUGACCCGUAUUAUGCUGACGCUUAUUACAAUAAAGUUAACGCUUUAUCAACGUUGGGGGAAUAUGAAGAAUCUUUAGAUUGUAUAAAUGAAGCCAUCAAAAAAAAUCCUGAUUUUGCGAAUGCUUACUAUAUUAAAGGGAAUGUGCUAUACAAACUUGGGAGAAGUGCUGAAUCCAUUGAAUGCUAUAAUGAUGCGAUUAGACUUGAUCCUGACCAUUGUGAUGCUUACCAUGCAAAAGGUAUCAUUCUAGAUGAAAAGAAAGAUUAUGCAAGCGCAUUGGAAUGUUAUAAUGAGGUCAUACGAAUAAAUCCCAAUGAUGUAAGUGCUUAUACUUAUAAAGGAAACGUUUUAUAUAAAAGAGGACGAUCUCCUAAAGCUACAAAAUGCUACAAACAAGCAAUUGCAAUAGAUCCUAACUAUUCUGACGCUUAUUAUUACUUACUUACUUAAUUAUCUGGUGUUUAAGGUGUCUAGUGCCGCAGCCCAAAAGGGCCUAUGGCAAAACUGAUGACGUAGGCGAGCCAUCUUGGCACGGGUCAGCCCCGUCCAAGCCUUCUAUCAACUCCUGCACCACCAACCUUGCUGCACGUCUCACCCGGCGCGUUGCCGUCGCCCUUGUCGCUCGACUCAGCUCCUGCGCGUGUUCCGCCUAAGGGUCAUCCUCCCGUGGGGAUGUGCUGAGAGGUAAAAGCCCGGAAUCUUGAGUGGACUGAGAGUGGUUCCUCUGGUUAUCUCCAGAGUUAAACCGCUAUUGCUGUCCAGAAGUUUCUGAGUAAAAACCUAACCCUAUAAAUAAAAUUCCAUGAGGGAGAGAAAAUUAGCGAAGCUAAUUUCUCUCGAACCGAAUGCCAUUUUAUUUAUGACGCUUAUUAUUAUCUAGGAAAUGUGCUUUUCCAGCUAAAUAAAUUAGAAGAAGCCAUUGAGUAUUAUAGCUUGGCAAUAAAAAAGGGCCAGAACUAUGAUAAAACCUUGUAUUAUUGUGCCAGAGGAGGCGCCUAUAAUGCAAUGGGCUAUGAGCAGCAUUCGUUGGAAGACUUCAAUACUGCUUAUGCACUUUCUCAAGGAAAAAUUACAAGCAUUCUUACAAAGGGUAAAAUAAAUGUAAUAAAUUUGACUAUAGCUGAGGAGCGGACAGAAUUAAUAAAAACAGUCAAACAGCUGCAGCAAAAAGCUGCUCAGCUAAGACAAAAACUAGAGGAUAGUAAAGAAGCAGCUAAAGAUAAUGAAAAAAUGAAGAUUCAAAUGGAUGAGGAAUUCUACAUAAUCAAACAAGUGAAGACACAAGUAGUCAUUCAUUCAUUCUUAUUUAGAGGUCGUAAGAUCAUUUUAUGGUGGAGCCAAAGCUCACCGCGCUAGGCCUUAUGGCCUUAAUUACUCACCGCUAGCGACGACAAGGUAGCUUAUCUCCUCAUCUCACGCCCGUUGUCUUGGCCAGAGCACCCGUCUUCGAUGCGAUUUAAACCCCAUUAACUGAAGACACAAGUAGUCAAAAAAGUCCUUUCUAUUAUAGAUCCAAAUUGCAAGGAGUGGGAAAAAGAUGAAAAGGAUAAUAAAAUGAGGGAAUUCGACGGUGAUCUGCUUAAAUAUGUGAAAGAACUUGAAAUCAGAAUGAUUGAAGAAGAGAACUAUUUUAAGCAAAGGCUGCAUGAAAUGGACGAAGGCAAAGUUGGCGUUGAUGAGAUAGAGUACAAUGCCAGAAUAGUAAACCCAGCCAUAAGGAAUAACGAAGAUUUAAAAUUAUAUUAUUCUGCGCUCUAUGACAGGUUGCACACCGCAUUAUUUGAGUCUGAAGUCAUUUGUGGGGGAAACAUAGCAUUAAAGACUACUUAUGUGACAACAAGAGCAUUUUCUCUUUUCUUUACAUUGAUCCCAGUUUUUGGCAGAAUCUUAAGUGCUGGGUUUAAUUUGGCAUUGGAUACAUUGAACGAUUAUAAGCUCACAGACAAAGCAAUUCUGUUUAAAGUUGCCACUGGAAACAAUCCGACAGAAAGAGAAAACGUUAUCAAAAGAACAGCUGAAAGACUCACUCUUAAUAGCAUAGAAAAAAUAUCGAAAAUCGAUAAAAAUGUGGAAGUGAAGUAUUGGAUUACUGAAAGCUUUGUUGAAAAAUGCCAAGACUUUUUUGACGUUAACAUUGAUAAGUCACUUUAUUUAAAAAAACCACAAAUUUUAGGGUGCAUUGAUGCAUUGAAAAUCAUGUUUUAUAUUGCGGCUGGCCAUUUCCAAAGAGGGUUGGGCACAGAUGAAGCUGUUGAUCAAUUAAUCAGCAUCCCUGCUAAUUAUCGAUUUACUAACUAACUCCCCCCCCCCCUCCGUGAGCGAACAAAACCAUUAGAAAAAUCGCCAUUUUUUGACCAAAAACCCACCCUCCGUGAGUGAACAAAAAUUUUUUUAAUAGAAAAAAUUUUAAUGGAAAAAAAUUUUGAUAAUUAGUAUAAUGAAAUCUAGAGCUAAUUCUGUUUAAUUUUAAACAAAUUGCGUUUUAAAACAUAAAUUUUGCAAAUUAAAUUAAUAUUUGCUUCCCAAUUUUUGCAAAUUAGGAUUUUUUUAAAUUUCGAAAAAAAUAUUUUUUAUAAAAUUUAUAUAUAAAUUUUUUUUAAAAAAAAAAUUAACCCCCCUCCGUGAGUGAACAAAAUUUUUUUGUUCGCUCACGGAGGGGGGGGGGGAGUAAAGACAAAAGCAUAAAGAGCAAUAAAGCAAGAAAAGGGUUCUGUAUAGUCUUCUCAGUUCAUCAGAUUAUUUAUAGCAAUGCUUUAUUGAACAAGCCUGAUUUAUUGAUGAGGAUUAGUCAAAAAACAGGAUUUGAAUUAGCUAAAGUUAUUGAAAUAAGUGACAAGAUGCAUAAUUUAGGGUUCAAGUUAGAAGAUCUUGAAUGUGAUUUAUUGUGUGAGCUUAUUGCAUCAUUUGAGAGAAUCUAA